Messenger RNA from Sarcophilus harrisii (Tasmanian devil), 6440 nucleotides. It is a transcript of the gene TRAK1, whose product is annotated as trafficking kinesin protein 1. Lineage: Eukaryota; Metazoa; Chordata; Mammalia; Dasyuromorphia; Dasyuridae. The record is from RefSeq and is a predicted model, not a curated record. The coding region runs from base 1390 to 3957 and encodes 855 amino acids. Gene Ontology annotation, cellular component: dendrite. Gene Ontology annotation, molecular function: GABA receptor binding. Gene Ontology annotation, biological process: neurogenesis; endosome to lysosome transport; anterograde axonal transport of mitochondrion. The transcript has 15 exons.
AUUAAUGACAAAAGUUUAAAUUUGAACCUUGAGAUCACAGGGAACUACUAGUUUAUUGAGGAGGAGUAUGACUUAACUCUUUACAUUGGCUGCAUUGAGGGAGAAAAGUUAGGAUGGGGAGAGACUUGGGGCAAGGAAGACAAUUGGAAAGAUAUAAUAGUCCAAGUGAGAGAUCAUUGAACUAAAGUGGUGACUGUGAAUGGACAGGCAGUGAGAGAUAUUGUAGGGGGGGUACAAAUAACCAAGGCUGACUAUAAUUGACAUAUGGGGGUGGAGUGAAAAUGAGGAGUUGAAGUCAGAGUUGAUAUUGUGGGACUGGAGAUCAGGCAAAGUGACAGAACCUAGAAAUAAUAAUAAUGUUUCACCCAUCAUCACUGGAGAUGGAGGGCAUUUAAAUCUAAUAAUUAGCUUUAUUACAAAAUUUUCCUUGGUUGUGUAUUAUAUUUCUUAAAAGCACACAAGUUUUUUGUUUCUCUGGAAGCAUGGAAAAAGCUCAUACAAUAUGGAUGUUUGUGAGUAAACCUUUUCUUCAGAGAGAACUUUUGAAAAUGAUGACUCAUUCACUACUUCUCACUCUGUUCUGUACAUUCUCAGAUAUUUUUUAGGAUCAUUGUUGAAAGGACUAAAGAAAAGUUAAUGUUCACAUAGAUAAGAGUCAAAGUUUGCUUCCCCCACUUCUAUUUUAAAAAAUGUUAUUUUUCAGAUUCAGGACGUGUGAUUACAGUAGACCAGUAAAUACAGCAAGGAAACUUUGAAUAGAUGUCUUUGUCCCUGGGAGCAAGAUGUCGGACAAGAUGCCCUCUGGGUCCCUUCAAAUCCUUGUGUGCUUUAUUUGAUGUUAUUUUAUCACAAACUCCUAUUUUUUCAUUGCACGGAGCCAGAUAGCCCUCAAAGCAAAUAGCUUCAGCAUCCAUGGAAGACAUUUCCUGCAUCCCUGCAUCAUUUGCAGAGCCGACCAGUCUCCAUGGCAACAUGUCCGAUUGAAAGAUGUGUGGAGAGCAGGGAAGAGAGGAUCGAGUUAGGAGCACCAAGUGGUGGUGUGUGUCCCUGACGUCACCUUCUCAGCUUUUUGAUAGGAUGAUUUGGUCUACUCCCAUUCAAGGGCUCUGGACUGAGCUUCUUUAUGAGAGUGUGCAUGCAGCGUGAGGGCACUGGCUUUGGAAGACUGCCUCCCUGGGUUUUCUCCCCCCCAUCCCUUCUAGUCCAUUUUUUCCCCCUUUUCCUUUUUUCCUUUUCUUUCUGGCUCUAAUCAGUCUCUGAGAAUGUGUAGCUUGUUUUCAGUCUCUUGGAGGCUACCGCUCAGCUCGGCUCACCAUAAAGGCAGGAAGGCAUGGCUGCGUUUCACCUGACCUCAGAAACACAGCAAAAUCAGUUCUGAGAAUCCUGACUAUGCAGAAAUUUAUCGAAGCGGAUUACUAUGAACUCGACUGGUAUUAUGACGAAUGUACAGAUGUUUUAUGUGCUGAGAGAGUGGGCCAGAUGACUAAAACAUACAAUGACAUAGAUGCUGUGACACGUCUUCUUGAGGAGAAAGAGCGGGAUUUAGAAUUAGCUGCUCGGAUUGGCCAGUCGUUGUUGAAGAAGAACAAAACUCUGACCGAGAGGAAUGAACUGCUUGAGGAACAAGUAGAUCAUAUCAGGGAAGAGGUGUCUCAAUUGCGUCAUGAAUUGUCUAUGAAGGAUGAACUGCUUCAAUUCUAUACCAGUGCUGCUGAAGAGAGUGAGCCUGAAUCUGUCUGCUCAACCCCGUUGAAGAGAAAUGAAUCUUCAUCCUCCGUCCAGAACUAUUUUCAUUUGGAUUCUCUUCAAAAGAAACUAAAAGAUCUUGAAGAAGAGAAUGUUGUACUUAGAUCAGAGGCCUGCCAACUGAAGACCGAAACAAUCACUUAUGAGGAAAAGGAACAACAGCUUGUUAAUGAUUGUGUCAAAGAGCUGAGGGAUGCUAAUGUCCAGAUCGCCAGUAUCUCAGAAGAGUUAGCUAAGAAGACUGAGGAUGCAUCCCGGCAACAAGAAGAGAUCACCCAUCUUCUCUCUCAAAUAGUCGAUCUGCAGAAGAAGGCUAAGGCUUGUGCUGUUGAAAAUGAGGAGCUCGUCCAACAUUUGGGGGCUGCUAAAGAUGCCCAGAGACAACUUACAGCUGAGCUGCGGGAGCUAGAGGACAAGUAUGCAGAAUGCAUGGAAAUGCUUCAUGAGGCGCAGGAAGAGCUGAAAAAUCUCCGCAACAAAUCCAUGCCAAAUACCAUCUCCCGACGUUAUCACUCCCUGGGCCUCUUUCCUAUGGACUCCUUGGCUGCUGAGAUAGAAGGAUCAAUGCGAAAGGAGCUACAGAUGGAAGAACCUGAAUCUCCUGACAUAACCCAUCAGAAACGCGUCUUUGAGGCUGUGAGAAACAUGAAUCAAGUAGUCAAGCAGCGGUCCCUUACCCCAUCACCCAUGAACAUCCCAGGCUCCAACCAGUCUUCAGCCAUGAACUCCAUCAUCUCCAGCUGUGUCAGCACACCAAGGUCUAGCCUCUAUGGAGGUGACAUCACCAACAUCAUGAUUGACAAUAAGACCAACAGCAUCAUCCUGGAAACAGAGUCAUCAGACAUGGGAAAUGAGGACAAGAAUAAGAAGCCUGGGACUCCAGGGACUCCUGGCUCCCACGACCUGGAGAUAGCCCUUCGGCGACUGUCACUUCGACGGGAGAAUUACCUUUCGGAAAGAAGGUUCUUCGAGGAAGAGCAAGAGAGGAAGCUACGGGAAUUGGCAGAGAAGGGCGAGCUUCACAGUGGCUCCCUUACUCCAACUGAAAGCAUCAUGUCCCUCGGCACCCACUCGAGAUUCUCAGAAUUCACUGGGUUUUCUGGCAUGUCAUUCAGCAGCCGUUCCUACCUGCCUGAGAAACUCCAGAUUGUGAAACCCUUAGAAGGUUCUGCUACACUUCACCACUGGCAACAGUUGGCCCAGCCUCACCUGGGGGGCAUCCUGGACCCCCGGCCCGGAGUUGUCACCAAGGGCUUCCGGACCCUGGACGUUGACCUGGACGAAGUGUACUGCCUUAACGAUUUUGAAGAAGAUGAGACAGCUCAUCAUCCUGGGAAGUGUAUGUCGCAGACCAACUCCACUUUCACCUUUACCACCUGCCGCAUCCUGCACCCCUCCGAUGAGCUCACGAGGGUCACGCCAAGCCUUAACUCAGCACCGACUCCAGCUUGUGGCAAUUCUAGCAACUUGAAGUCCACGCCAGUGGGCACGCCAUGCACCCCCCGGCGCCUGAGUCUGGCCGAGUCUUUCACCAACCUCCGGGAAUCCACCACCACCAUGAGCACGUCCCUCGGGCUGGUGUGGCUGCUGAAGGAGCGGGGCAUCUCGGCGGCCAUGUACAAUCCCCAGAGCUGGGACCGGGCCGGCAGGAGCCCCCUCUUGAACCCCUACUCCCCUAAAAUGGCUGUGAUCCCUUCCACCCCUCCAAAUUCGCCUAUGCAGACUCCGUUGUCUUCCCCGCCCUCCUUUGACUUCAAAUGUACCAGUCCCCCUUAUGACAACUUCUUGGCUUCCAAACCCGCCAGCUCCAUCCUGAAGGAGGUGAGGGAGAAAAAGAACAUUAGGAACAGUGAGAGCCAGACGGAGGUUUCUGUCUCCAACCUCAACCUUGUGGACAAAGUCAAGCGGUUCGGCAUUGCCAAGGUGGUGAACUCAGGGCGCACCCAUGCCCCCGCUUUGACGGAAGACCAGGGGCCUCUUCUCUGCCCAGGGGCCCAGGGGCCAGCGAGGGCCCUCGUCCCUGAGGGCCUUCCCCUCGGCUGCCCUGUUGUCACGAGUGCCAUUGGAGGCCUUCAGCUGAACACUGGGAUUCGAAGGAACCGCAGCUUCCCCACCAUGGUGGGGUCCAGCAUGCAGAUGAAAGCCCCCGUGACUCUUACUUCUGGCAUCCUGAUGGGUGCCAAGCUUCCAAAACAGACAAGCUUGCGAUGAGAGGAACUUGGUUCCUUUUUUUUUUUUAAGAAAAAAAAUAACAAAACAAAAAACAAUAUUUUCCUUUACCCUCCCAGUCCUCUGACAUCCCUUCUUACUCCAUCCCCCACUCUCAGUCUCUCUCUGCCUCUGUCUCUCUGUCCCUCUCUCUGUCUCUCUCUCAAUCCCUCCUGAGUAGACAAAUCAAACUUGUGCCUAAUGGGAGAAGAGUGUAAACUUUGUAUAGUAUGUAAAUAUUUAUCAGAGACCUUGUAUCUAAUUUUAUUACUCUUCAGAUAUCAUAAGAAAUGGCCCAACGCUGCAAUCGCUAUCUUAAGGAUUUAACUUGCUGACCUUUACCAGGUCUUUUAAAAAUGUUUUUCUUUUAUUUAAAGAUGCACUGAAAAACCAGUUAUUAUCCUGUGGAUAGGGGGGAAGUAAAUCCUUUGGCUUGCUGACUGUGAUCGUAGGGAUGGUUAUAGUAAGGACGGCAGGCUUUUCACAUGAUACCAAUCACAGCGUCAUCAUUUUGGGUGGAUUAAUGUUCGAUCUCUUGGAUGAAUGUAUCAUAAGCCUGGUCCUUUACUAUAUACACAACAAAGCAGCCAAUUUCAUAUUCGUGUUGGGACAUCCUGAUUUUAUUUUGCUUCUGCCAGUGGUCCAAUUUCUUUAAAGCCCACAUGGCUCCUCUGCCUGAAUGAAAGAUUGUGUCUUUGGAGGGAAACGUUUGUGAUUUUCCUUAUGCAGAAAACUUGAAAUCCCAUUUCUUUGAAUCCACAAGUAGGCCAAAAGUCUGGAAAGAAUGAGGAUGCAUGGAUUUUUUUUUAAGAAGAAAAAACACUUUUUUCCUUCAAACACAUUUUGCAUAAUGGUGCUGUUUGAGCAUCAUGUUACCACGUGCUCUCAUGGCACUGAAAUAUACACUUCACAAGGUUAUUUUCAUCGUGCAUCAGGGAAAAUGGCAACUGGUUUCUGGGAACCACAGCCUCUAAGCAAAAAUAGUCUAAUGAUCCGAGCCAAAGAUCCUUACUUAAAUCAGAGGGCCUAAAGGGGGAAACGUUGGGGGUGUUUCUGGAGAAAGUGUAUUACCUGGUAAGAGAAAACCCACAGCAAAACUGAGGGAUGGCACAGUGGUAUGGAGAGAGGCUAUAGAAUUUUUGAUUGUUAGGUUUCACUUGCAAAAUAUCAGACUAUUUGAAAAAAAAAAAAAAGCAGGGCUGUGGGAUUUUCAUGUGCUCCAUAUCCUUGCCUUUUCCUCAAUAGCCACUUUUGAAAUCCAAACACUUGAGCAGCUCCAAGGUGCGACCACUUAAUACCCAUGUAUUUUCCCCCUCUCUUUAAUAGAGGGCAUCGUAUCAAUGUGAUUUUCUAGCCUAUGGGCUGUUUUUGUUUUUUCCAUUUCCUGUUUACUUUUGUGUCCUGUGCUUGGGAAAAAAAAAAAAAAAGAUGGAGUUGAUUUUGGAGAGAAUGAAAAAUGAAAAGAUACGUUCUGUGGAGUGUUGCAAAUGUGGAGUUUUUUGGGAGAGUAGCAGUCUUAUUUACAAACACAAACAUAUAUAUGCACACACAGGAAUAAAUAAUUGAGGUGAAAGUUACAAGUAACUUCAAGAUACAUUUCAGAAACACGAACCAAAAAUCUUGCAAAUGUAAAGUUGAAGCAUCUUAGUAUUACAUGUCCAGACAUAGCAACAAGAGUGUACUGUAAUAUACUCAAUCUAGUUAAAUAAUGCCUACGAAAAUAACUUUUAUUAUUGAUUCCCUAUUGUGUGUGUGUGUCUCUGUACAUAAAUUUAUCUGCUUUUUAACCUCAUCUAGUCCAUUUCCUAUUCUUCACACCAAUUGUAUUUCUAUAAAAUAUUUCCUUCCAAGAAGGUAGUUUAUUUAUUAUAUUCGGUUAUCACACUUUAUGUCACAGGAUCAUUGCCAUUUCUUCCAGCCUCCUACUUGAAGAAUUACUACUGAUGAUCUUUCACAUAAAUAAUAUGUCAUCUUUGCCCCUCUGAUAGAGUUGUCCGUCCCUGAAGGGAGUCCACAUAGUGUUAUGGACACUUAGGAUGCUUUGAGAGAAAGCAUACAAGCAAGCGCGGCUCAUGUUUUAAAAUUCCUAUUUAUUCUCUAAACCUAAGACAUUUUAGUAAAAGCGUGUCCUCGGCUCGAUUUGCUGUUGUAUGUGUGCACUUACUGCAGAUAACUUAACUAUCUUUUUUUAAAAUUUGAAUGUAUCUUAAACCUGUAGCUAGAUAGGAUAACAGGAAAACCACAGACUGAAUGGACCAUUUUAGAUACCCAAAAUGAAUAAUCAACCAUUACCAUGAAGGAAUUAAAAAAGGAAUAACACAUCAUCCACUUGGGAGGCACAACAGACUUUAGCCUACAGAAUAAAUGGUAGACAUUGUACAACCACUCCCAGAAGGUAUGUUGGGAAAUGCACCAAAUGCUACAAUAAAAUUUUCUUAUCUAAUUAUCAAUAAAAUAAGCUUGAGUGACCUGGUGUCAUAUUCAGA